ACUGUGAUCAAAAUAAUAUCCAUUACGUUUCUUCUCCAAGUCAAAAUACAGCAGAAAGUAUUCAGCCAAAAAAUAAUACUCCACCAGGCAUGAACCGAAAUCUGACAAUAAAUAUCGAAAAUAUGUGUACAUUGCACGGUAAAUUGCCAAAUAUUCGUUUACCGUCUAAAUUUUUAUUUGGCAAUUCGAAAACUCCAAAUACUGUACCUGCAGAAUUUUCACCUAUUCCCGAACCAAGACAUUAUGGUCGUGAUCAAGCAACAAAUCCGAAAGAUGAUUAUUUUAGUUUUACCACAG
Funneliformis caledonium is the source of this 297-nucleotide messenger RNA. The record is from the annotation of a GenBank genome assembly. NCBI's taxonomy places the organism in Eukaryota, Fungi, Glomeromycota, Glomeromycetes, Glomerales, Glomeraceae.